Messenger RNA from Perca fluviatilis (European perch), 1631 nucleotides. It is a transcript of the gene aqp7, whose product is annotated as aquaporin 7. Gene Ontology annotation, cellular component: basolateral plasma membrane; plasma membrane. NCBI's taxonomy places the organism in Eukaryota, Metazoa, Chordata, Actinopteri, Perciformes, Percidae. The transcript is spliced from 6 exons. The record is from RefSeq and is a predicted model, not a curated record. Gene Ontology annotation, molecular function: glycerol channel activity; urea transmembrane transporter activity; water channel activity. Bases 396 to 1343 code for a protein of 315 amino acids. Gene Ontology annotation, biological process: water transport; glycerol transmembrane transport.
GGGGUGAUUAAGAUUUCAUUUGUCAUUGUCAUCUCAUUUGGCGCAGCAGGUAGGCUUUCCCUUUUUGGUAUCCGACAAUGCAAAGCUAUUGGGGGAUGGGUCUGACCGUGUGUGUUUGAACAUAUCCGGGAGGAGGGUGCUGGGUUAAGGCUAUAAAUAGUGGACAAAUCCCAAAGAGAGGGAGACACACACAAGACAGUAGAGUGGAAAAGAAGAGACGUUAGAGGAGGAAACAGAAAAUUGCCAGAAGGAGACUUGUUUGUGGAAAACUGUGUGACAUGUGAGAAGGAACCACAUAGAUUCUUCAAGGGAGACCUUAUCUUUAUUUUUGCUAAAUUAGAGAAAUAAACUCUACCAAACGAAUAGGGCGUAAAGAAGAAGAAGAAGAAGAAGAAAUGAAGGACUUGGUGCAGUCAGUAGAACUAGGGGUCUCUCAGCGAAAAAGACUCAACGUAUCUCAACCCAAAGUUUGGCUAAAGAAUGAACUUGUUCGUGUGGGACUUGCUGAAUCCCUUUGCACAUAUGUCAUGAUGGUGCUUGGCCUAGGGUCUGUGGCCCAGGUAGUGACAGGACAGGGAGUGUUCGGCGAGUACCUCAGCAUCAACCUGGGUUUUGGCCUGGGUGUUGCUAUGGGGGUUCAUGUUGGAGGGAAGGUCUCAGGGGCUCACAUGAAUGCAGCAGUGUCAUUCACAAUGUGCACGUUUGGCCGCCUGGGGUGGAAGAUGCUGCCUCUCUAUGUUUUUGCGCAGCUAUUGGGGUCAUUUCUGGCGGCAGGGACAAUUUAUGUUGUCUAUUAUGAAGCCAUAUAUGACUAUUGUGGAGGAAACCUGACUGUAACAGGUGUAAAGGCCACAGCUGGUAUUUUUGCCACCUAUCCUGCGCCGUACCUCUCCUUGCUGGCUGGAUUCAUUGAUCAGGUGUUUGGCACAGCAAUGCUGCUGCUGUGCUUGAUGGCUCUGUCUGACCAGAAGAACAAACCGGCUGCAGUGGGCAGCGAGCCUGUCGCAGUGGGUCUCCUGGUGCUGCUCAUUGGCAUUUCUCUGGGAAGCAACAGCGGCUAUGCUAUCAACCCCACCAGAGACAUCGCACCCAGAGUCUUUACUGCCAUAGCAGGCUGGGGUGCUGACGUGUUCAGGUCUGGAAAUGGGUGGUGGUGGGUGCCUCUAGUUGCCCCCCCCAUUGGAGGAGUAUUGGGUGCGGGGCUGUACAGGGUCUUGGUGGAAAUGCACCACGCUCCCCUCUCUGAACAGGAUGGGGGGCUGGUGGAGGAGGAGACUGCCUCUCUGGAGAAACAGGGAAACAUCUGUGCUAAUAUGUGUCUGAGGCCCCCAACUAGCCUGUAAAGCUAUAUGGAUAUCUAUAUGCGGUUGAAACAUUCCAUGAUGACAUGGGUUAAAAAAUAGACCAAAAACAAAUUGCUUAGAUGGACAGAAGGACUGGCUCAAAUAAGGUUUUAAAUAUCUCAAGCAAUUUUGAAAUGAUGAGUCUGUUUAUUACUGUCAUCAUCAAUCUUAGUUAGGCUACUCAACUGCAGUUUAUGUACUUGUCAGUGACUGCAACACAUAAUUUAUAAAAUACCAACACAAUCAUUUAUAAAAUACAUAAUAUAUUUUAUAACUAUGACAAAGAUA